Diceros bicornis minor is the source of this 933-nucleotide messenger RNA. RefSeq names its product olfactory receptor 12D3-like. The record is from RefSeq and is a predicted model, not a curated record. The transcript has a single exon. Gene Ontology annotation, biological process: G protein-coupled receptor signaling pathway. Gene Ontology annotation, molecular function: olfactory receptor activity; G protein-coupled receptor activity. Bases 1 to 933 code for a protein of 310 amino acids. Lineage: Eukaryota; Metazoa; Chordata; Mammalia; Perissodactyla; Rhinocerotidae. Gene Ontology annotation, cellular component: membrane.
AUGGAGAACAUCACUACAGUGAAUGAGUUUCUUUUGCUGGGACUGACCUCCAUUCAGGAGCUUCAACCUGUCAUCUUUAUGAUUUUCUUCAUUCUAUACAUAAUAAAUCUGUUUGGAAAUGGGGCUAUAUUAGUGAUCAUCAUUUUAGAGCCACGACUCCAUUCCCCUAUGUAUUUUUUCCUGGGAAAUCUUUCUUGUCUGGAUAUUUGCUAUUCUUCAGUGACACUGCCUAAACUCAUGUCAAACCUCCUCUCCACUCAUAAGGCCAUUUCUUUCCUAGGCUGCAUCACUCAGAUACACUUUUUCCACUUUCUGGGCUGCACUGAAUCCAUCUUGCUGGCCAUGAUGGGCUUGGACCGAUUUGUGGCCAUCUGCUACCCACUUCACUACACUGUCGUCAUGAACCCUCAGGUGUGUAUUCUUUUGGCAUCUGUGACCUGGCUGACCAGUUUCUUUUAUGCUCUGAUGCAUUCUGUCAUGACUGCACGCCUGAACUUUUGCCACUCGCAACAACUCAAUUACUUCUUCUGCGAUGUCAAACCCCUUUUAGAACUGGCUUGUGGGGAUAUACAGCUCAAUCAGUGGCUCAUUUUCAUUGUCACUGGCAGCUUAGCAAUGGCAGCAUGCUUCCUCACUCUCCUCUCCUACAUCUAUAUUAUUGUUUUUCUUCUGUUCAAGAACCAGAGCUGCAGGGUGCUCCACAAAGCUCUGUCCACUUGUGCCUCCCAUUUCAUGGUGGUAUCUCUCUUUUAUGGGACCGUAGGGCUCACUUACAUUCCCCCUAUCUCUGCCACCUCUGUAAUACAGGGUCGGUUUGUGGCCGUCAUACACACUACUAUCACUCCAGUAAUGAAUCCAUUGAUAUAUACCCUCAGGAAUAAGGAAGUGAUGUUGGCUAUGAAAAAAGUCUUUGGGAGGAAGCUGUUUAACUAA